Beauveria bassiana ARSEF 2860 is the source of this 540-nucleotide messenger RNA. RefSeq names its product cellular nucleic acid-binding protein. NCBI's taxonomy places the organism in Eukaryota, Fungi, Ascomycota, Sordariomycetes, Hypocreales, Cordycipitaceae. Gene Ontology annotation, biological process: positive regulation of cytoplasmic translation. Gene Ontology annotation, cellular component: cytoplasm. The transcript is spliced from 7 exons. The coding region runs from base 1 to 540 and encodes 179 amino acids. Gene Ontology annotation, molecular function: zinc ion binding; single-stranded RNA binding; translation regulator activity. The record is from RefSeq and is a predicted model, not a curated record.
AUGGAAUUCACUCCUUCCGAUUCCGCUGCCGCUCCUAGCCGCGGUGCCUGCUAUUCUUGCGGCAACAGCGGUCACCAGGCUCGCGAUUGCCCCUCCAAGGGUCCUGCUAAGUGCUAUAACUGCGGCAACGAGGGCCAUCUAAGCCGCGAAUGCUCGGAGCCCAUGAAGGAGAACAAGUCAUGCUACAAGUGUGGCCAGCCCGGCCACCUGUCUCGCGAGUGCCCCACUGCCGGAGGAAAUGGCCAGUCCACCGAGUGCUACAAGUGCGGUGAGAUGGGCCAUAUCGCUCGCCACUGCACCAAGUCGUCAUAUGGCGGCAGUUACGGGGCCAGCUACAAUGGUGGUGCUGGCAAAACCUGCUACUCUUGCGGAGGCUACGGCCAUAUGUCUCGCGAGUGUGUCAAUGGCAUGCGUUGCUACAACUGCGGCGAGUCUGGCCACUACUCUCGCGACUGUCCCAAGGAGUCUACCGGUGGCGAAAAGAUCUGCUAUAAAUGCCAGCAGUCUGGGCACGUCCAGGCCGCUUGCCCCAACAACUAA